Molecule: messenger RNA, 795 nt
Organism: Caenorhabditis auriculariae
Lineage: Eukaryota; Metazoa; Nematoda; Chromadorea; Rhabditida; Rhabditidae
Source: the annotation of a GenBank genome assembly
AUGCGACGGGAGAAGCACGCGUCGGUGGCGCAAGCAGCCUCGAGUCUCACCCACUUCCUAGGACCCGUCGAUCCGCAGCUCAAGUCACUGGAAUCCUCCAUCUUAUCCGCAGCUAGCAGGUCAAAACCAAUCACUCAAAAUCGAACCAAAAUUUCCCUGAAAGAUUAUUGUAUCCUUAUCGAUUUUGCCUCCGAAAACCCGAUAUUUGACAGGCCGGCGACCCUCAGCCUUCUACAGUAUAAUGGCCUGUUGAGAAUCUCGGAAGCCAUCAACCUGCGACAGGAAGAUGUUGUCGUGGAGGCCACAGGCAAAGCUGGCUCCAUCUUCCUGGCACGAUCCAAGACCGACCAGAAAGGCAAAGGGACGUCCAUAAGCAUCUGCUUGACGAAAAACGAGUACACCAUCUACGAGAGACAUCGGCGGCUGUGCCAAGGUGCGUUGUUCUUGUUCCAGUCCGCCUCGACCGGUCGACCAAUCUCAUACUCCACGGCCAGCAAGGAACUAAAAUCUCUCUUCUCAAACGCAGGCCUUGCAGAAAGGAACUACACGAGCCACGCAUUCCGGGGAGGCGCGGCGUCGAACGCGGUGGAAGCCGGCAAGGACUCCGCCUCUGUCAUGAAGACCGGGCGAUGGAGGAGCCCCGCGGCAUUUGCGGCGUACCUAAGAAUGACAACGAUCAAGAACGCCGAAGGAUCGCACGGGCCGGAACAGAGCAACGACAUCGAAGAAAUUCACGAACCACAACCAGCACUCGGCACGAGAACGUUUGACACAAGCAAAACCUCACUCCUGUAA